GAAAGGGCUAGAUUGGGCUAGAUCUCAUAGCCGGGCUCCUGAGUAAAUAUGUUCCUUGGCCGGGCCUAAAAGCAGUUUAAUUAAAUCAAAAAGAAAAGAUGUGUCAAAAUUAUUUGUCAAAACAUUGUAUAUAAAUCAAAUAAAUAAUUGAAAAUAAUAAUGCUAUUGCUGUGCAAUAAAGCCUCAUUUUAAUAUUAUUAGCGUUUUUAAGAUGGAAAAGAGCUAAUUAUUCUCGUAAUAUCAUUUAUUUAUUAUCAAUGCCAAUAUCCAGUAUCAAGUUUUUAAUAGUUUUCGAAAUAACUUUGGAGUUUAGAGAAUUAAUAUGAAGUAUUAUUAAAAAUAAGUUAAGAGUGUCUAGAAGAACGAAAAGAUAGAGAUGUCGGCUAGUCUUACCAUAACUCUUAAAAGGGCAAGCAAAGUUUACCAUGAAGGAGAAACUAUUGCUGGUGUGGUGGUGGUGGACACGACGGCAGACCUGCGGCACGAAGGCCUCACGCUCAGUAUGGAGGGCUCUGUCAACCUGCAGCUCAGCACAAAGAACACUGGCAUCUUCGACGCUUUCUCCAACAACAUUCGGCCCAUAAACCUAAUAAACACAACAAUAGAGUUAGCAGCAGCUGGGAAGAUCCCGGUGGGAGUCACAGAGAUUCCCUUUGAGCUGCCUCUCACGCCGCGCCCGCACGGCCCCGCACUGCUGGAGACAUACCACGGCGUGUUCGUGAACGUGCUCUACACACUCAAGUGCGGCAUGAAGAGAUCCUUCCUCAACAAGCCGCUCCACACCAGCUGCCAGUUCUUCGUGCAGUACAGGCCUCAAGAGCGCGCGCCCGCCAAGCCCGUCCGCUGCGAGAUCACCCCCGCGACACUGCGCGCGGCGGGCGGCGGCUCCGGCGCGCGCGCCAACAUGCCGAAGUUCCAGCUGUACGCCGAGCUGGACUCCACCGUGUGCGCACUGGACGCGCCGCUCACGGGCAAGAUCCGCGUGGACGAGUGCGCGGCACCGAUCAAGUCCAUCGAGCUGCAGCUGGUGCGGCUGGAGACGUGCGGCUGCGCUGAAGGUUACUCCAAAGAUGUAGGGCCCCGAGUGACCGUGUGCCCCGUCCGCAGCCACGGAGAUCCAGAACAUCCAGGUGGGCGAGGGCGACGUGUGCCGCGGGCGAGACAUCCCGCUGCACAUGGUGCUGCCGCGCCUCUUCACCUGCCCCACCACCGCCACGCCGCACUUCAAGAUCGAGUUCGAACUGAAUAUUGCGGUAGUGUUUGAAGACGACUACUUGGUGACAGAGAACUUCCCCAUCCUACUGCUGCGGAGCAGGUAGCUGGCACUGCUGCACUGUACCUCGGCAUGUGGCUGUUUAUUUAAGGCAAUAUACUGUACAGGCAAUAAAAUAUUUACAUAACAA
Molecule: messenger RNA, 1403 nt
Organism: Bicyclus anynana (squinting bush brown)
Lineage: Eukaryota; Metazoa; Arthropoda; Insecta; Lepidoptera; Nymphalidae
Product: vacuolar protein sorting-associated protein 26C
Exons: 7
Coding region: 377-1264 (295 amino acids)
Biological process (GO): intracellular protein transport
Cellular component (GO): endosome
Source: RefSeq, a predicted model, not a curated record